Molecule: messenger RNA, 5829 nt
Organism: Salvelinus fontinalis (brook trout)
Lineage: Eukaryota; Metazoa; Chordata; Actinopteri; Salmoniformes; Salmonidae
Gene: suds3
Product: SDS3 homolog, SIN3A corepressor complex component
Exons: 11
Coding region: 113-1072 (319 amino acids)
Biological process (GO): negative regulation of transcription by RNA polymerase II
Cellular component (GO): Sin3-type complex
Molecular function (GO): histone deacetylase binding
Source: RefSeq, a predicted model, not a curated record
AUCUCCCAUAUAUUGGGGUCUUAACAGACGUAAGCGCUGUUUUGUUCUGUACAGCAAUUCAAAUCGAUUGUUUAUCUAACGUUUGUUUACAAUUUUACUAGCUAGCCAGCAUAUGGCUUCCACUUUAUUAUCACCGAUGGUAGAUUAUUACAAUGAUGAAGAAGAACUUGAUAGUGUGGACGAGGACGAUGAUCGAAGCUUCAGGGGAAUAGACUCGGAAGAAGACACUGAAGACGCCAGUGAAACUGACUUAGCGAAACACAACAAGGAUGACUAUGUGGAAAUUAAAGAACAGAUGUACCAAGACAAGUUGGCAUCGUUGAAAAUGCAGUUGACGCAGCUCCAAGAAGGAACACUUCAGGAGUACCAGAAGAGACUGAAGAAGCUGGACCAGCAAUAUAAAGAGAGACUUCGCAAUGCUGAUCUCUUCCUCCAACUCGAGACGGAACAGGUGGAGAGGAACCACAUCAAAGAGAAAAAAGCGGCGGUGAAGGAGUUUGACGAUAAGAAGGUUGAGCUGAAGGAAAAUUUAAUUGCUGAGCUUGAGGAGAAAAAGAAGAUGAUAGAGAAUGAGAAAUUAACAAUGGAGUUGACCGGCGAUUCUAUGGAGGUGAAACCCAUCAUGACCCGGAAGUUGAGGAGGAGGCCCAACGAUCCAGUCCCCAUUCCAGACAAACGGAGGAAACCUGCACCUGCUCAGUUAAACUAUUUACUAACAGACGAACAGAUAAUGGAAGAUCUGCGAACACUGAACAAGCAGCUGAAGUCCCCCAAGCGCCCAGUGUCUCCGUCUUCUCCAGACCAUAUGCCCACCACUCCAGUAGAGGCCCCUUCACAGCGCUAUGAAGCCCGCAUCGAAGAAGGAAAGCUCUACUAUGACAAGAGAUGGUACCAUAAGGGCCAAGCCAUCUACCUGGAGUCCAAAGAGAAUACCAAGAUCAGCUGUGUCAUCAGCUCUGUGGGAACAAACGAGAUCUGGGUGAGGAAGACCAGUGACAGCACAAAGAUGAGGAUCUACCUCGGACAACUGCAGAGAGGAGCGUUUGUCAUCCGACGGCGGUCGGCGGCAUAGAACACAUGCCUCUACUGUUUCUCCACCCAUCUCUAUAGCAUCUUCCUCGUUCUAUCCCUUUUUCUAAGUAAAGUAUGUGGCUUCCCUCAUGUUGAUCCCCCGUCCUACUCUGUGCCUGAGGAAGUUUCCUCAAUGACUUCCUGAUGUUUCAACUAGGGAUGCACCGAUAUAACGUUUUUGCCCAAUAUCGUUAUUUUCCUUGCCAAAUAAACCGAUACCCGAUAUAAAAAAAAUGUGCUGCCUUUUAAGCAUUCUAGUACAGUUAACUAUUUAACACGCACAUGGGCGCAGUGGUCUAAGGCACUAUAUCUCAGUGCAAGUGGUGUCACUACAGUCCCUGGUUCGAAUCUAGGCUGCAUCACAUCUGGCAAUGAUUGGGAGUCCCAUAGGGCGGUGCACAAUUGACCCAGUGUCUCCGGGGUAGGGCGUCAUUGUAAAUAAGAAUUUGUUCUUAACUGACUUGCCUAGUUAAAGGUUACACACACACACACCUUUACCGCCCUACUCUUCUGCACACACCAAGAUAAAGCAAAGCAGUGCGACAAACACAACAGUUACACAUAAACGUACAGUCAAUAACAUGAUGAUUUUUCUAAUGUACAAUGUGCAUAUGUAGAAGAGUAGGGCGGUAAAGGCAAUAAAUAAGCCAUAGAGGCGAAAUAUUUACAAUUUAGCAUUAACACGGGAGUGAUGGAUGUGCAGAUUAUGAAUGUGCAAGUAGAGAUACUGGGGUGCAAGAGGGUAAGUAAUAAUAUGGGGAUGAUGUAGUUGGAUGUGCUAUUUACAGAUUGGCUGUGUACAGGUACAGUGAUUGGUAAGCUGCUCUGACAGCUGAUGCUUAAAGUUAGAGAGGGAGAUAUAGGACUCCAGCUUCAGUGAUUUUUGCAAUUCGUUCCAGUCAUUGGCAGCAGAGAACUGGAAGGAAAGCUGGCCAAAGGAGGUGUUGGCUUUGGGAAUGACUACUGCAAUAUACCUGCUAGAGCGUGUGCUACGGGUGGGUGUUGCUGUGGUGACCAGUGAGCUGAGGUAAGGUGGGGCUUUACCUAGCAAAGACUUAGAUGACCUGGAUCCAGUGGGUUUGGUGACGAAUAUGUAGUGAGGGCCAGCCAACGAGAGCAUACAGGUUGCAGUGGUGGGUGGUGACAAAACAGAUUGCACUGUGAUAGACGACAUCCAAUUUGCUGAGUAGAGUGUUGGGGGCUAUUUUGUAAAUGACAGCACCGAAGUCAAGGAGCGGUAGGAUAGUUUUACAAGGGUAUUUUUGGCAGCAUGAGUGAAGGAGGCUUUGUUGCGAAAUAGGAAGCCGAUUCAGAUUUCAUUUUGGAUUGGAGAUGUUUAAUGUGAGUCUGGAAGGAGAGUUUACAGUCUAACCAUACACUUAGGUAUUUGUAGUUGUCCACAUAUUCUAAGUCAGAACCGUCCAGAAUAGUGAUGCUAGUCGGGAGGGAGGGUGCGGGCAGAAAUCGGUUGAAGGGCAUGCACUUAGUUUUACUAGCUUUUAAAAGCAGUUGGAGUCCACGGAAGGAGUGUUGUAUGGCGUUGAAGGUCUUUUGGAGUUUUGUUAGCACAGUGUAAAGAAGGGCCGGAUGUAUACAGAAUGGUGUCGUCUGCGUAGAGGUGGAUCAGAGAAUCACCAGCAAGAAGAGCGAUGACGUUGACAUAUACAGAGAAAAGAGUCGGCCCGAGAAUUGAACCCUGUGGCACCCCCAUAGAGACUGCCAGAGGUCCGUGCAACAGGCCCUCCGAUUUGACACACUGAACUCUAUCUGAGAAGUAGUUGGUGAACCAGGCGAGGCAGUCAUUUGAGAAGCCAUGGCUAUUGAGUCUGCCGAUACAAAUGCGGUGAUUGACAGAGUCGAAAGCCUUGGCCAGGUUGAUGAAGACGGCUGCACAGUACUGUCUUUUAUCGAUGGCGGUUUUAGACCUUUAGCGUGGUUGAGGUGCACCCAUGACCAGCUCAGAAACCAGAUUGCAUAGUGGAGAAGGUACGGUGGGAUUCGAAAUGGUCGGUGAUCUGUUAAUUUAACUUGGCUUUCGAAGAUUUUAGAAAGGCAGGGCAGGAUGUAUAUAGGUCUAUAACAGUUUGGGUCUAGAGUGUCUCCCGAUUUUAAAAGGCAGCCUUCCGAUCUUUGGUGAACUCAGACGAUACGAAAGAGGUUGAAUAGGCUAGUAAUAGGGGUUGCAACAAUUUCGGCUGAUAAUUUUAGUGUCCAGAUUGUCUAGCCCAGCUGAUUUGUAGGGAUCCAGAUUUUGCAGUUCUUUCAGAACAUCAGCUGUCUGUAUUUGGGUGAAGGAGAAGCAGGGGUUUGGGCAAGUUGCUGCAGGAAGUGCUGAGAUGUUGGCCGGGGUUGGGGUAGCCAGUUGGAAAGCAUGGCCUGCUGUAGAAAAGUGCUUAUUGAAAUUCUCGAUUAUCUUAGAUUUUGCUACGGUGACAGUGUUUCCUAUCCUCAGUGCAGUGGGCAGCAAGGAGGAGGUGCUCUUAUUCUCCAUGGACUUUAGUGUCCCAAAACAUUUUGGAAUUAGUGCUACAGGAUGCAAAUUUAUGUUUGAAAAACCUAUCCUUAGCUUUCCUAACUGACUGAGUAUAUUGGUUCCUGACUAUUCCUGACUUCGACGCUAAUGCAGAACGCCACAGGAUGUUUUUGUGCUGGUCAAGGGCAGUCAAGUCUGGAGUGAACAAGGGCUAUAUCUGUUCUUAGUUCAAAUUGUUUUUGAAUGGGGCAUGCUUAUUUAAGAUGGUGAGGAAAGCACUUUUAAAGUGCAACUUGUCAUCUUCAACUGAUGGGAUGAGGUCAAUAUCCUUCCAGGAUACCCGGGUCAAGUCGGUCGUCUAGUGCAUUCAAAUCAGAGGGUAAGAGGAGCAGAUUUCUGGGCACGAAGAAUAGAUUCAAGGCAUAAUGUACAGACAAGGGUAUGGUAGGAUGUGAGUACAGUGUAGAUAAACCUAGGCAUUGAGUGAGGAAGUGAGAGGUUUUGUCUCUAGAGGCACCAUUUAAGCCAGGUGAGGUCACCGCAUGUGUUGGGUGUGGAACAAAAGGACUAAAUAAGGCAUAUUGAGCUGGGCUGGAGGCUCUACAGUGAAAUAAGACGAUCACUAACCAAAAUGUCAGUAGACAAGGCAUAUUGACAUUAGGGAGAGGCAUGUGUAGCUGAGUGAUCAUAGGGUCCAGUGAGUAGCCAGGCGAGCUGGAGACAUGGCGAUUCAGACAGCUAGCAGGCUGGGGCUAGCAGUAGGGCCUGCGGGGGACGUCGCAACGCAAGAGCCUGUAGAAACCCCCUCGGACGGUGUCGUCGGCAGAUCAGUCAUAAUGGAUCGGCAGUGCUCCGUGUCGGGAGGUUAGCUCCAGGCUAACUGGUACUUGCUUCGGUACAGAGACGUUAGCCAGGAGUAGCCACUCGGAUAGCAGCUAGCUAGCUGUGAUAAUCCGGUGUAAAGGUUCAGAGCUUGUAGUAGGAUUCCGGAGAUGUGGCAGAGAAAAGCAGUCCGAUAUGCUCUGGGUUGAUAUCGCGAUGUGCAGACUGGCAGGAAUUUACCGGGCUGAGGCUGGCUUAUGUCCAAGCUAACUGACUACUAGCUAGUUAGCUGGCUAGCUACUGAUUGGUGUUCCAAUUCUAAAGUAUAAAAAAAUUCAGAUCCGUACCACAUUUGGUGAGGCAGUUUGCUGGAGAGUAUGUUCAGUCUGUAGAUGGAAAUUGAGAUUUAAAUAUAUAUAUAUUUAUAUGAUAACUGGAUUUACCCGGUACAAGACAAAAACAGAAGUCCGACAGCUACUCGAUCUUGGAACAGAUGUUUAGUUGUUGGAAGUGUGUGCUUAGUGUUUUUCUUUUGUUCUGUGUAGCGCUGUAUUUUUCGUGGCGUCGUUACGUCAUCUACCUACAUUAUAUAGGUAUGCACGUCAGCUUUGAAAUCGGUUUUGCACAUCGUCGUUAAGCUAGACAUAGGGCCAAUGCCGAUGUUGGCAUUUUUAGUUAAUAUUGUCCGAUUUCCGAUAUGCUCACAGAUCUAUCUUGCAUCCCUAGUUGCAACCAAUCAGGACCACUUGAAGGGAAGAGCGAGACUGUAACCAAGCAUUCUAUCCAUUUUUAUUUUGGGGGGUGAUCUUCCAGCACAGGUGGAAACCAUUUUACCUAGGUUUUUGUUCUAUUGUCAUGAUUCAAGCCGUGUUACAAAUUGCAUGUAGGCUUUAUGUAGAGCUGAAAGGAAUGGAUAUCCCAGGUAUAACACAUUUUGUAAUAUCUCCACCAUGCCUGAGAGACUUCUGAAUUAUUUUCAUUUUGCUUACACUAUCUACUCCGCUUAGAUCUACACAUGUGCAUAGGGGCUCAAAGCUGAUGGAUAGGAUUUACAUUUCUUUCUACACUUAACAUAUUUCUGUAACAGUUCCCUUGAUCUGCUGUUCAGCCAGAAUCAUGCCAUGUUUUCUAAGAGUGAAGCUUGUCUGAACUGCACCAUCAAUAGGGGGAGGAAAUGGACACAUUUUCAUAUUGUCUACUUUUCAUCUGGUAAAUUGUCUGUUUUAUAGUUUUUUUGCUCCUGUUUAUAUUAACCUUUUUAUUGCUUAUAAAAAAUGAGGUAUUGAAUUGACUUGAGGUUUUAAUUUUGUAUCUGUGAUAUUGACAUUUAGAUGAGUAAUUCACUCGUGGAAUAGCUAUUGGACUUGGCUGGACUCUAUUUGCACAUGGGAAGAUGAAACGUAAUAAUUUAUAUUUGUACAUUUUUGUGCGUUCCAUUUAUUAAAGAUGUUAUUGCCUUUUGA